GGCUUCAUAGCUGAUACGCGCCAGAUAUCGUUUAUAUAAGCAGAGGCAGGAAAUAUCCAAAGAUCAUCUUGGACGGCUUCGAGUUCAAAAUGGUGCUGCAAGAUGAGAAAAAAACAAAAUGGCGGUGUGUCAGCUAUGAAAAAACCAAAUGCAGAUCCGUCAUUUACACCACCGGCAAAAAGGUCAAUUGUCGUCAGACGCAUAACCACCAGGCAAAACCGAUCGAUCCGAAGACUAUUCUUGUUCCACAGUAUGUCAAGAUUGUCAGAAGUUAGAAGAUAAGUUUGAAAAAUGAGAUCUAAAUCAAAGACAGAGUACAUAUGUGUGAUGACUUAUUUAUGUUAAAAGUUCGAUAGCGUUAUUUUGAAUGGUAUUGUAAAGUUUCACUUAUGAAAAGUUUGUACACUUAAGAAUUAUGUUUUUUUUGUUCGGUACCGUGGAAAUAUCAGUAAAGCUUAUAUCUAC
Molecule: messenger RNA, 465 nt
Organism: Acanthoscelides obtectus
Lineage: Eukaryota; Metazoa; Arthropoda; Insecta; Coleoptera; Chrysomelidae
Source: the annotation of a GenBank genome assembly